AAGAAAGUAUUAGGCCCAGAGAGGAGGAAGCCGGAGCGUGCAGAGGGCAAAGAGGCCCUUGAGAGCUGCUCCCUACGAAAUGUGCAUCGUGGUGAAAGCUGUGGGAGUCCCAGAGCUGGCCUAGUUUACUCCUCCCUCUCAGGCAGCGCCAUGGCCUCAGAGGCACCGUCCGGAUUGUCUCUUCUGUGGGAUAGAGUGGAAAGAGCAGCCGGGCAGCCCAAUCAGGAUCUGUUGCCCUUCCAGGGUCUGGUGACCUUUGAGGCGGUGGCCGUGUAUUUCACGGAGGAGGAAUGGGCCCUGCUGGAUCCUGGCCAAAGAGCUCUGCACAGGGAAGUCAUGGAGGAGAAUUAUGAGACGGUGGCCUCUCUCGAGUCAGACCUCCAUUCGUGUUGGGAAGAAAGAGAAGAUGCCUUUAUCCUGGAUCCCAAAGAAGAGGCGACAUCAACAGCAGGUGACGGGCAGAAGAAUGAGAAUACUAGAGAACCGCAGAUGGUGCCACUGGUAAUAGCCAAGACUGAGAGUCAGAAAGAGAUGUUUGGAAAUCAUGGGGGACCAAAAACAUCUGAAAUAAAGCAGGCAAAGAAUGAGAGCAAGAAAUCCUCUACUUCUCAUACUUUUCAUGCCAGAACACACACUGGAGAAAAACCAUUUAAAUGCAUGGAGUGUGGAAAGAGCUUCAGUGUAAGCGGUAACCUUAAAAUACAUCACAGAACCUACACAGGGAACAAGCCAUUUAAAUGCAGGGAGUGUGGAAAGAGCUUUAGUCAGAGCAGUAACCUUACAUUAUAUGAAAGAACCCACACAGGGGAGAAACCAUUUAAAUGCAGAGAGUGUAGAAAGAGCUCCAGUGUAAAAAAUAGCCUUACUUUCCAUCACAGAACGCACAUAGGGGAGCAACCAUUUAAAGGCAGGCAAUGUGGAAAGAGCUUCAGUGGAAGUGGUAACCUUAAAUUACACCACAGAACCCACACAGGGAACAAGUCAUUUAAAUGCAAGGAGUGUGGAAAGAGCUUCAGUCGGAAUGAUCACCUUACAUUACAUGAAAGAAACCUCCCAUCUAGGGAGACAAUUGGACCCUUGGAUGAUAAGUGAGUCAAAGGUGUACUAAAGAACGAUAAGGAGAUUGCAGAGAAGCUAAAUGAAUUCUUUGCAUCUGUCUUCACAGUGGAAGAUAUAGGGCAGAUCCCUGAACCUGAACUAACAUUUGCUGGAAGGGAUUCUGAGGAACUAAGACAAAUAGUGGUAACGAGAGAGGAAGUUCUAAGCUUAAUGGAUAAUAUAAAAACUGACAAAUCACCGGGCCCGGAUGGCAUCCACCCGAGAGUUCUCAAAGAACUCAAAGGUGAAAUUGCUGAUCUGCUAACUAAAAUAUGUAAUUUGUCCCUCGGGUCCUCCUCCAUGCCUGAGGACUGGAAAGUGGCAAAUGUAACGCCAAUCUUCAAAAAGGGAUCAUGGGGGGAUCCCGGAAAUUACCGGCCACUUAGCUUAACUUCUGUCCCUGGAAAACUGGUAGAAAGUAUGAUUAAAGCUAGAUUAACUAAGCACAUAGAAGA
This is a messenger RNA of Rhineura floridana, 1553 nucleotides long. RefSeq names its product zinc finger protein 239-like. The coding region runs from base 151 to 1092 and encodes 313 amino acids. The record is from RefSeq and is a predicted model, not a curated record. Gene Ontology annotation, biological process: regulation of DNA-templated transcription. Lineage: Eukaryota; Metazoa; Chordata; Lepidosauria; Squamata; Rhineuridae. The transcript is spliced from 5 exons.